Molecule: messenger RNA, 1311 nt
Organism: Yamadazyma jaroonii
Lineage: Eukaryota; Fungi; Ascomycota; Pichiomycetes; Serinales; Debaryomycetaceae
Source: the annotation of a GenBank genome assembly
AUGGUAACAGAUUUCUUCUACCCCCAACCUGGAGGGGUGGAGUUUCAUGUCUACCAUUUGUCACAGAAAUUGAUAGAUUUGGGACAUUCUGUUAUCAUAAUAACUCACGAUUAUGGAAACAGAUCGGGGAUUAGAAACUUAACCAACGGUUUGAAAGUUUAUUACGUGCCAUUUUUCACAUUUUAUCGUUCUUCAACAUUUCCCACAGUCUUUCUGGCUUUCCCCGUGUUAAGAACCAUUUUCAUCAGAGAGCAGAUAGAUAUAGUACAUGGACAUGGAUCACUAUCGAGUUUGGGACACGAAGCUAUUUUGCAUGGUAGAACCAUGGGAAUGAAAACUGUUUUCACAGAUCAUUCUUUAUUUGGUUUUGCUGACAUAGGAUCAAUUUUAGGUAACAAGGUGUUGAAAUUUGCAUUGAGUGAUGUGGGUCAUAUAAUAUGUGUAUCCCAUACUUGUAAGGAGAACACUGUUUUGAGAGGAUCAUUAAAUCCGUUGAAUGUAUCUGUUAUACCCAAUGCAGUGAUAUCUAAAGAUUUUACUCCUCGAGAAACGAAACUUCCUAUCGAUGAUAAUAUUACUAUUGUAGUUAUUUCAAGGUUGUUUCCUAAUAAGGGGGCCGAUCUACUUACAGCGAUUAUUCCCAGAAUUUGUGCUGCUGUACCGAAAGUUAAAUUCUUGAUAGCAGGAGACGGUCCUAAAUUUUUAGAUUUGGAACAAAUGAGAGAGAAACAUUUCCUCCAAGAAAGAGUAGAAUUAAUGGGAGGUGUUAAACAUGAAGAGGUAAGAAAUAUCAUGAUAAAGGGCCACAUAUAUUUACAUCCUUCAUUGACUGAAGCUUUUGGGACCGUUAUUGUUGAAGCUGUAUCCUGUGGAUUGUUUGUGGUUACAACUAAAGUAGGAGGUAUCCCUGAAGUUCUCCCUAAUCACAUGAUGAGUUUUGCCGAACCCGACGAAGAUAGUUUAGUGCUGGUCACUUUGAACACCAUCAAUAAAUUUCAAAACGGAUUGAUAAAUACUUCAACGUUUCAUAAAGAAGUAGCUUCGAUGUAUAGUUGGGAAGAUAUUGCUUUGAGAACCGAAAAUGUUUAUAAUUCUUUGGAUUUGAAUAAAUUGAAUCAACCAUUAUUCAAACGGUUCCAGAAAUACUAUUGUUGUGGAUUAAUAGCAGGAAAGUUGUUUGUUUUAAUUGUGGUGGUGGAUAUCUUUAUAAGUAUAUUUUUGGAUUACUGGUAUCCCAAAGAAGACAUAGAUUUAGUGACAAAGUGGCCCAAAAACCCCAAAUCAAAGAAACGACUCAGAUCACUUAAAUAA